Messenger RNA from Gongylonema pulchrum, 746 nucleotides. Lineage: Eukaryota; Metazoa; Nematoda; Chromadorea; Rhabditida; Gongylonematidae. The record is from the annotation of a GenBank genome assembly.
CUGCACGAAUACCCUUCGAAAUAUGUUGAUGCAAAAUUUGCAGUCUUUGAGCGGACUCCGAUCUCGAAACCAUCCAGAAGCGGAUGCUGGUAUCACCUAAAAUCGCCAGUUGGUGGCAUUUCUUUCGAUGUUCAUAUACUGUCAUCGCUGAUUAUGACUCCGAACGAUUUGACAGGCUUCAACAGUACUGGUAAUAUCAGGAUAUGGCCGUCCGAAGAAUACUUAGCCUACUACUUGUUGCAAAAUCAAGCCAUAGUCCGUGACAAGAGUGUCCUGGAACUAGGAGCUGGCAUGGUCGGUUUAAGUGGUCUAACAAGCGCUAGGCUUGGUGCACAUGAAGUGGUCUUGACGGAUGGGAAUGAGAAAUCCGUGAAAAAUGCCCAGCUGAUAGUUGAUGAAAAUUUGUUGGGUGAUCGCGUCAGUUGCUGCGUGUUGUCCUGGACAUGCACUUUACCACGGAAUGAUCAGUUUGAUUUGAUUUUGUGUGCUGAUUGUUUGUUUUUCACGGAAGAGCACCGGAAUUUGCUGGACUGUACUUACCAGCAUUUAAAACCGUGUGGUUCUGCAUAUUUUUUGGCGCCCGAUAGAGCCGGGACUGCGAAGAUCUUUUUGGAUUGUUUGUACGGGGAAAGACGUAGAUGGAAUAGCGUUAGCGUGAAUUUUCAUGUUCAAGAUGAAGCGAAACUGAUGAGUGAAAAUGAUAUUCAUGUUGAUGAUCAAAUACUUAUCAUUUUAAGAAAGUGAUU